UGGCAUGGCAGAUUAUCAUAUAAAAGAAGUGCUUUGUUGUCAUAUUUGUUAUUCAUAGAGGAUUAAUCAUAUCUGUAAUUUAAGCUGUUUUUAUGUUUGUAUUUUACUUCUUAUCCAUCAGUAUUUUUAGUGGUGGUUUAUUACUUGGAUAUUCCACUAUUUAUACGUAUUCAUAUUUAUUUUAUCUUUAGAAUGUUUCCAGUUUUUUUCGAUUAUAUUUGAUGAAGAUGUAGAUAUUAAAAUUGCUCUCCAAUAUCCUCCUCUCUAUAGAUCAUUAUAAAAAGGUAGAGAUCUUAAUACCAAGACAUUUAUGGUCUGGGUUUGGAAAUCUAUAUUUCAAGGAGUAAUCAUUAUGAUUUUGGCUUUGGCUAUGUUUAAGAAUAUUUUUCCUAGAAAUUGAAACAGUGGCUUUUACUGCUCUUAUUUUUAAUCAAUAUGCAUUGACCUUAAGUGAAGUAACUUUACUCUUUUUAGUUUUAGUUGCAUUCUUUACACAUUGUUAUGAUUAUUUCAAAUGUUGCCUCAGCUUUUAUUUACAUUUUAAGGUAAGUUGGUCUCCUUGCUUUAUUGC
Molecule: messenger RNA, 571 nt
Organism: Paramecium sonneborni
Lineage: Eukaryota; Ciliophora; Oligohymenophorea; Peniculida; Parameciidae
Source: the annotation of a GenBank genome assembly